GCGUUCCUAAUAGGCUGAGGUCUAAAGGAGAUUUCUUAGAGGGAGGAGCGCGAGAGCUCGGAAAGCUCACCGAGAGCGCGCACCGGAGAUUCCUGACGCAGGGACGCGGGACUGCUGCCGCUGCAUUGCAAAUCCCCAAGCAGCGAAGCGCGCGCGUGUCUUUCCGGAUUUGCGCUCGGUAUUCGGUGGUGCUGUUUUUCUGAGUUUCUGUGUGUCUGUGUGUGUGAUGGUUGGACAUAAAGCCGAGCACAGCGGAGUAAGAUUCCAACCGGAUAUAAAGUAACCUGGGAAAUAACGGACCCUCGAACGGAAAAAACGGGAAUAUUCGCUCACUACGGAGUUGUUUUUUUUUUUUUUUUUUUUUUUUUUUACCAGCUCACACACACACACACACACAAACACACACACACACACACACACACACACACACACAGUUACUUCUCUCCUAUUUGGAUCUUAUGAUCAGUGUUUGGAAUUUAAAUCGGAAUGAAAAACCGCGAGGAUCAAAGCGCAUUAACGGCAUGAGGAAAUAAAAACAACUGCGCGCGAGCUUGUUAAAAUGGAGCUGCGGAGGCUUUACUGUCUCAUCCUUAACACACCGUUACUGCUGUACGGGGAGGCUGCCUUCACUGAAGUGCCUACAGAUGUGAGUGUGUGUGAGGGUGAGGACGUGGAGAUGCCGUGUGCGUUUCGUGCCGUUGGUGCGUUUCCAUUUGCUCUAGAGAUUCAGUGGUGGUACCUAAAGGAGGCGACUCCACGGGACACACACGACACUCACACAGGCAACCGAGCCAAGGUUACUCCAAGAGACGCCACUAAGAUCAGCACGGUGCGUGUGCAAGGGAAUGCCAUCUCCCACAAGCUCAGCCUGUCCCAGGUGGGGAAGGCGGAUGAAGGUGUAUAUGAGUGUCGGGUGUCAGAUUUAUACUCUGAUGACACACAGGACUUUAAAGUGCAGGCGACACUUCGUGUGACACCACGGGACAGCAUGCUUGCUGAGGAAGCCGUGUCUCAUAUCCAAAACCGCUGGACAUUAAAGAGUGCAGCACGAGCCACUAAUGAACCAGAUCAGGGAAAAAGCCACAUAAACCCUCUAUCGUCAUCACAACCAACCCUCGCCACAGGCUCACCACACACUGCUAAUGCCUCCAACAGACAGCAGCAUGAGACCGAUCACCACAGGAGCUUUGCCCAUCACAGCAGCAGGCUAAAGAACAGCUUCAUGUUGUCAGACUGCUGAACUCUACACGGUGGCACUAAUCCCUCUUCCACUUGUUUCUCUAUAAAUAUAAAAUAAUUAGUUACAGUUUUGUACCUUCUUCUAAUAUUACUUCAUGUUUCGUCUUCUUGUCACUGGACUUAUGUUUGCUUAUAAACGAUGAAAAACUGAAUUGUUUGUGUGUUUCAAGAAAUUCCAAACUGACGUACUGUAGAAAAGUUUUUGUAUAAUGUCCUUUUAAGGUGUCUUUUGUUACCCAUUUUGUCUGGUACAGUUGUCUGCUGAUCCACCGCUGAUAAUAACAGAACAAUUUAUAAGAACUUAUUAUGGAGUUUCAUCUGUAAUGCACAGCAGUGGUUGUACCUGAACAUCACAAAGUGGAGGUGGCAAAAAAUGUGUUUAUUAAAUAUAUGUUUAAAUCAGCUUCAGGAUACGUUGGUAUUACUGGUUUCCACAGAAAAUGCUGUAGCUAAAUAAGGACAAGAGUAAAAAAGAAAAGACAUCCAGAGAAACAAUUUGCAUAGAACAUUUCUGCUUAUACUCUUAUACCUAAGUGCUACUUGCUUCAACGUCCUUACAGUACAGUAUGUAGCCUGCCUGCAUGUACACACCUACUGUAAGGACGUUUAGAUCCAUUUACUCCAUAUUCAAUUCAAGUUUCAAUACAAGUUUAUUUGUAUAGCACUUUUUACAAUAGACAUUGUCUCAAAGCAGCUUUACAGAACAUAAACACAGAGCAGA
Messenger RNA from Tachysurus fulvidraco (yellow catfish), 1960 nucleotides. It is a transcript of the gene vstm2b, whose product is annotated as V-set and transmembrane domain containing 2B. The record is from RefSeq and is a predicted model, not a curated record. Bases 560 to 1240 code for a protein of 226 amino acids. Lineage: Eukaryota; Metazoa; Chordata; Actinopteri; Siluriformes; Bagridae. The transcript has 5 exons.